Prunus armeniaca (apricot) is the source of this 1047-nucleotide messenger RNA. NCBI's taxonomy places the organism in Eukaryota, Viridiplantae, Streptophyta, Magnoliopsida, Rosales, Rosaceae. The record is from the annotation of a GenBank genome assembly.
AUGGCCGAAACGGCGCCGUUAUCGAUUGUUACGCAGCCGAGCAAGCUAUGGAAGGGGGUUUUCGCCGUGGCCGGAAUCAUGACCACGCUCGUCACCUACGGCGUUCUCCAGGAAAAGAUCAUGAGAGUCCCGUACGGGGACGACAAGGCGUUUUUCAGGUACUCGUUAUUUCUCGUCUUCUGCAAUCGCAUUGCGACGUCGGCGAUCUCCGCCGGAGCCUUGUUGGCGAGCAAGAAGGCUUUGGAUCCCGUUGCUCCGGUCUACAAGUACUCCCUUGUAUCGGUUUCUAACAUAUUAACCACUACAUGUCAGUAUGAGGCUCUCAAAUACGUCAGCUUUCCUGUUCAAACACUUGCAAAAUGUGCCAAGAUGAUACCUGUGAUGGUUUGGGGCACUAUCAUUAUGCAAAAGAAAUACAAGGGACAGGACUAUUUGUUGGCAUUUCUAGUGACAGUGGGCUGUUCAAUAUUUAUUUUAUAUCCGGCAGGAUCUUCUGAGAUUGGUCCAUCUGAUAUAUAUGGUAGAGGAAGAGAAAAUACUGUUUGGGGCAUUUCCCUAAUGAUUGGUUAUCUUGGGUUUGAUGGCUUUACAAGCACGUUCCAAGAUAAACUAUUUAAAGGCUAUGAUAUGGAGAUACACAAUCAAAUAUUUUACACUGCAUUCUGUUCUUGUGUUCUCAGCUUGACAGGUCUUAUAUUACAAGGACAGUUGCUUCCAGCAAUCCACUUUGUUUCUAUCCACAAUGAUUGUUUCUUUGACAUUGCAAUGCUUUCCACUGUAGCAACAGCUAGCCAAUUUUUCAUUUCUUACACGAUUCGCACAUUUGGUGCUCUCACAUUUGCCACUAUAAUGACCACAAGACAGUUGGUCAGCAUUAUGCUAUCAUGCUUGUGGUUUUCACACCCCCUUAGCAGGGAACAAUGGAUUGGAGCUGUCGUUGUCUUUGGUACCCUCUAUGCAAAAAGCUUCCUGAGAAGUGCACCAAAGCCUUCAGCUUCCCAACAAAUGCAGAAUGGAGCUUCUCUUCCAGUGAAGGGGAACCCUUGA